Molecule: messenger RNA, 4114 nt
Organism: Centropristis striata (black sea bass)
Lineage: Eukaryota; Metazoa; Chordata; Actinopteri; Perciformes; Serranidae
Gene: jade3
Product: jade family PHD finger 3
Exons: 12
Coding region: 274-2640 (788 amino acids)
Biological process (GO): regulation of transcription by RNA polymerase II
Cellular component (GO): histone acetyltransferase complex
Source: RefSeq, a predicted model, not a curated record
ACAAUAGAGCUGUUGUGCCGUGGUGGUGGACAGAUUGCAACCCUGGAGAUUCCCACUGUGCUGUGGGAUACAAAAUUCCCAAAUUUAAUCUAUAGCUAGAACCUGAGCCCCUGUUUCUAUAAGUACACGUUGGAAGUUUCGUCUGGACUGAUAUGAGGCCGGAGUAACGCGGACAGCAACGCGUGGACUGGAGGCAUUCAAUUAAGUGGUCGAGGGUUUCUCAGAGGAAUCUACUAGCAUGCUGUUCGAUUUGAAAUUUAUGGAUGUUACAGGAUGAAACGUCUCAGGUCCUCAAGCAGCAGCGACAGUUCUGACAAUGAGAGUCCCUCUACAUCUUUCUGCUCCUCCAACAAGUAUGGCAGCAAACCGGGAACCCCCGCCUCCAACCCGAAGAAACCGGCUGAAGUGUUCAGAAAAGACCUGAUCAGUGCCAUGAAGCUGCCUGACUCACACCAUGUGCCCCCAGAGGACUACUACCUGCUGGCAGACACGUGGAAGCAAGAGUGGGAGAAGGGAGUCCAGGUGCCGGCGAGUCCAGACACCAUCCCAGAGGCAUCAGUCAGAGUUGUUGUGGAGAAGUCCAAAGAGGUGCUCUACAUCCACCAGAGGAAGUACGUCCAGUGCUCGGGCCAGGAGUCAACAGAACCAGGUUAUGUGAACAUCAAAGAGCUGGCAGAGGCCAUGUGUCGCUACGACCUGGACGACAUGGACCUUCACUGGCUGCACGCACUCAACAGAGAGCUCGACCGCAUGGGAGAGGAGCCCAUAGACGAGCUGACAAUGGAGCGCACCAUGGAGGCCCUGGAGAGCCAGUGCCAUGACAACAUGAAUCAUGCCAUCGAGACGGUGGAAGGCCUGGGGAUCGAAUACGACGAGGACGUUAUCUGUGAUGUGUGCCGCUCCCCCGACAGUGAAGAAGGGAACGACAUGGUGUUCUGUGACAAGUGCAACAUCUGUGUGCACCAGGCCUGUUACGGCAUCGUCAAAGUGCCUGUUGGAAACUGGCUGUGCAGGACGUGUGUCCUCGGCAUCGACCCGCAGUGCCUUCUGUGUCCUCAGAAGGGCGGUGCCAUGAAGGCAACACGAGCAGGCACCAAGUGGGCACACGUAAGCUGCGCCCUGUGGAUCCCAGAGGUGAGCAUUGCUUGUCCCGAGAGGAUGGAGCCCAUCACCAAAGUGUCCCACAUCCCACCCAGCCGCUGGUCUCUCAUCUGCAGUCUGUGUAAGCUGAAGACAGGUGCAUGUAUUCAGUGCUCAGUAAAGAACUGCACCACUCCUUUCCAUGUGACGUGUGCCUUUGAGCACAGCCUGGAGAUGAAGACCAUCCUGGAUGAAGGGGACGAAGUCAAAUUCAAAUCUUACUGCCUCAAGCACAGCAAGUCUAAAGCUGGGGAGGCUGGCCUGAGUCCAGCUCGCUCCAAACCCCCCGCCGAGGCAGAGAAGGUGGGCCAGCGGGCACAGAGACUGCAGGAGCUGGAGGAGGAGUUCUUCACUCUAAUCCAGCAGGAGGAGCUGGCCCAGGCCCUCGGGCUCUCUGUGGGCCUGGUGGACUUCAUUUAUCAGUACUGGAAGCUGAAGAGGAAAGCGAACUUUAACAAAGCUCUGCUGCCCCCUAAAGCGGAGGAGGAGAACCUGGUGCUGCAGCCUCAGGAGGACAGCAUCCACACACGCAUGCGGAUGUUCAUGCACCUGCGGCAGGAUUUAGAGAGGGUGAGGAACUUGUGUUACAUGGUGAGUCGGCGGGAGAAGCUGAAGGUGUUGCAGAGCAAAGCCCAGGAGCAGAUGUUCAAUCUGCACGUGAAGCUCAUGAACCAGGAGCUCUCUGCUGGUCUUCCUUCUUCGUCUCCAGCGGAGAGUUUGCUGUUUCGUCCUCCUCCCAGAAUCACUCUGAAGCUGAAAAUGCCCAAAUCCUCAAGUCUCGGAAAUGGAAAUCCCAGCUCCAAAUGUGGCAACGGGCCGCUGUGCCCGGACAAUAGCGGCAAUGUUACAGAACAUGCAGGUGAAGGGCUGGGUCAGGGGAAGCCUCAGCUGCAGGGGCGUGGUCAGAGAGACGAGCGCUCCAACGGGCGUUUGUCCUCCUCGAGCCACUCCCGCAGCCAAACGCUUCCUGUUAAACCAACCGGCAAACCUUUAGCCCUGCACGCCGCGCUCCACGGCCACUCCUCCAACAGUAACGGCAAACUGGAGCAGGAUCGGGCGUGUGUGGCGAAAUCUAACGGCCUCUUAGAGAAGCUAGUGGCUCAGAAGGACAGCUCUUGCCAGACACCUAGUGACCAGGACGCUUCAAACCAGGCGCUGGACAAGAGCAGCUUUCGCAAGUCUGCCAUGGAGCACUUUGGCAGGUCCUUCAAAGAGGCGACCAUUAACUUGGUACGGACCACAGAGGACCUGCGGGCCUCUGACAAACUAUCCCGAAAGGGCUCAGCCAAGGAGAGGCUAUGGGCGAAACCCAUGUCGGAACACAAAGUGAAAAGCGCCAGAUCGUACCAGGACAGCGACGGAUACUGUCCCGACCUGGAGCUCAGUGACUCAGAGCCAGAGGCCAAAGGGCGGCACAGGCGGCUUCAGCCAGACGCUCCGAGAAAAGGGCUCAGUCGUGGGAAACAGUCGCUGGGCUCCAGACACCCCAUGCAGAGGUGACAGCCAUUUGUUUACUCUGCUCACUGCCGCCGCCGCUCUCUCUCCUGACAUUCCCAAGUGCCGGGCCGUCUCUGAGAACACGUCUCUCUGUCAGGGACCAGACCAAGACCCAGCGCUGAUAGUGCUGUAUACAUAGUAGAUCCAGAUGCAGAAGAUGCAUGAAGGGUGUUGUCAAGAACCCAGUGUGGUUCUUAAAGAAACGUAGCCCUGUGUUAGUUUGAGAGGAACAAAUCUGUCCGUGUCAGAUUGUCAUGCUCGCCUUUCAUUGUGGCUCCAAUUACAUUUUGUUGUCAGCACAACUUUGUAUCAAACACUCCUCGUUCACACAGGUUCAAUUUGACUAAAACUGAUGUACAUAACAUGUUCCAAUUGGGAUGUAAAUAACGUUGAACAGAAUCACACGUGUUCCACUUCCAAAUUUAGAUCAAACCUGUUGCAGAAAUUCAAACUGACGCCCCCAGAUGGGAACUUUAGAGUGAAUUCUAGCAUCUGCUGCACCUGUUUCUUGCACAUUUUUUGUUAAAGUUAAGCUGACAUGGUGACCUUUUUACAUUUGUCAGAACAGAAAUGCCUUUUGUGUGUAGGAAACUAUUAGUACCUUUGGGUUGCAGGUUACAGUAUCAUGUCUAUAGACAAAAGGAUCAGGAAAAAGUUCAAGCUCUUGUCUUAAAAAUGGGGGAAGAUGUGUGUAAGAACUACAGGUGUCAUGAUUUCAAUUAUAUAUUAAAAAAAAGGACAUUUUCAAACAUUUUGAUUCCAUUUCAAAUGUCGCAGGAUGGGCCGGUAUUUCUGUGGUACAUUCCAAAAACAAAAUGCAGUCAUAUCCGACUUGAUGUUUCAGUUGUCGGAGCCUAAAACUAAUAAACAAGACUUGAUGGUCUAGCAGAGACUUCAGUGCUGAAAAGGUUUUAAAUCGAAAGUGACCUUAAAAUCAAAAGUCUCAUGAAGUUUGUUCAUUGUAAUGCCUGGUUCAACUAAAGAUACAUUUGUUUAAGUAAUAAGAGUUUAAUUUAAGAGCUGAUCUCUAGCCCUUCCCCAUGGUUUUCUUGAUAAUAACCAAAAUAAUUUUCAGGAUGGCCGUCAGAUUGCCUUUAUGACCGGCCUCAGGUCAUCACAUGAUCAGCCUUCAUUAUCACACACUGAAUGAUAUUCUGAACUCUGAAUAUUUGCAGUCUUUUCUGUUAUUUGUGUCACUUUUUUUUAUAAUAAAUGACCUGGAAUAACUGGUUUACUAGUGCUGGACAUUGUAAGGAUUAUUUUGUUACGGAUGCCAAGUCAGUACUGUUAGUGAUAUGUUACUUUAUAUUGACUCAUUUCUUUUUUCCUUUUUUUUACCACAAAAAAAGCUUUAUUCCUUUUUUACUUUAAUACGGCAUCAGUGUUUAUGGGUGUCUUAAUAAUAAAACAUCAACAAUUAACAAAUCAGGAUUUAAAUAAGGAUAUCUGUUCAUUGAAUAAAUAAUCUGACCUUUCA